AUGUCCCAGCUGGUGCCUUCGCCUGGCUCUGCUGCUGCUUGUGUCACUGUCCUGCUCAGCUGCGCCUGGCUUGGCUCGGCCACCCAAUUCUCUCCAAUGCGUGACAAAGGGCGAGUCUUGAUCCCACUCACUCCCCAAGAAGAAGCCACGUGCCCCAAGGCCUCUGUGGAAGGUUUUCUCAACAGCACCCUCACCACCCGCCUCCUCCCUGCCCUCUACUCUGUGGUCCUGCUCGUGGGGCUGCCAGCCAAUGCUCUGGCCUGCUGGGUCCUGGUGACCAACUUCAGGAGAUGUUCCAGCACCCUCUUCCUGCUCAACCUGGCCACUGCUGACCUGCUCUUUGUCCUCCUGCUGCCCUUCAAGAUCUCCUACCACCUCUUGGGCAAUCACUGGCUCUUCGGGGACUACUUGUGCCGCACCAUGGUGGCCUUCUUCUAUGGGAACAUGUACAGCUCCAUCCUUUUCCUCACCUGCAUUGGCCUGGAGCGCUACAUUUCUGUGGUGCACCCAUUCCUGUGGAAGGGCUCCAGCUGGACGCGGGGCAAGGUGGGCAUCUGUGUGGGCAUCUGGCUGGUGGUGGGGCUGGGCAUGAGCCCUCUGCUUUUGCACCGCCAGACAAAGGACAUCUUGAGCCUGAACAUCACAACAUGCCAUGAUGUCCUGGAGAAGGAAGAACACAUGUUCUUUGUCUAUUAUUUCCUUUUCCUGGUGGGGCUGGGCUUUGGCUUGCCUUUUGUGCUCAUGACCAUCUCCUACAGCUGCAUCCUGGCACGGCUGCUGGCCAAGGGGAAACGCUAUGGGCAGGUGGUGCGUGUCCUGGCCCUGGUCAUCCUGGUCUUCAUCCUCUGCUUCACCCCCAGCAACGUGCUGCUUUUCAUCCACUACAUGCUGGAGGCCACAGGGUGCCACAACGUCACCUAUAUCUGGUACGCCCUGGCCCUACCACUUGGUGCCUUCAACAACUGCUUCGAUCCCUUUGUCUACUUCUACAUCUCCCAGGAUUUUCGGGGCUGGAUCCGGGAUGCAAGCGGCUGCUGCCCAGGGAACAUUAAGACCUCCGUGGGGAGGACCUCAGAAAAGACAGCCUUGCCCCUGAGGUCCAGCGAGCAGAGGCAGAUGUAG
This is a messenger RNA of Antrostomus carolinensis (chuck-will's-widow), 1122 nucleotides long. RefSeq names its product proteinase-activated receptor 3. Gene Ontology annotation, biological process: phospholipase C-activating G protein-coupled receptor signaling pathway; thrombin-activated receptor signaling pathway; positive regulation of Rho protein signal transduction. Gene Ontology annotation, cellular component: plasma membrane. The record is from RefSeq and is a predicted model, not a curated record. NCBI's taxonomy places the organism in Eukaryota, Metazoa, Chordata, Aves, Caprimulgiformes, Caprimulgidae. Gene Ontology annotation, molecular function: thrombin-activated receptor activity. The transcript is spliced from 2 exons. The coding region runs from base 1 to 1122 and encodes 373 amino acids.